Molecule: messenger RNA, 1204 nt
Organism: Manduca sexta (tobacco hornworm)
Lineage: Eukaryota; Metazoa; Arthropoda; Insecta; Lepidoptera; Sphingidae
Product: epidermal growth factor receptor substrate 15-like
Exons: 4
Coding region: 413-1204 (263 amino acids)
Source: RefSeq, a predicted model, not a curated record
GUGAUCCGUACUGGUGCAGGAGGACGAGUCGUUCCCGCAGAGCAACGGGUUCGAGGAGUCUGCGCCGGGCGCGUUCGCGUCGGACCCGUUCAAGGACUCGCCGUUCUCGUCCGUGCCGCAGAACGACCCGUUCGCGCCCACCACCAACAACAACAACGCUGUUAAGGACGGCUUCGCGUCGGACCCGUUCGCGUCGGACGCGGACCCGUUCGCGGGUGAUGCGUUCGCGCCGCAGGACACCGCCGCCAACACUAAUGAUGACGGCGCGUGGGCGGACCCGUUCGCGGUGCUGCACGCGCCGGCGCGCGACGCCACGCCCACGCCCGCGCUGCCGCCCAAGCGACACAAGACGCCGCCGCCGCGACCCGCGCCGCCGCGCCCCGUGCCGCCGCACAAGACCGACCGCGCCAACAUGGACUUCACCGACGACCCCUUCAAGGACUACAGGUACGAGGACCCCUUCAACAUCGAGGACCCGUUCGCGGACGCGGCGGCCGUCCGCGCCGACCCGGCGGCCAGGCCCACCUCCGUCGCCGGCUUCGAGACCGAUGACUUCUUCGCCUCCUCCACCGUCAACGGCAGCUUCACUCUGCCCGAGAAACGCAGCGGCCGAGUGUCCGCGCCGCCGGUCGCCUACGACCCCUUUUCCGGCCGAUCGGAGUUCAACACCGCCAACAACAACGAGACGUGGGCCGCCUGGCCCAACGACAACUGGGCGACAGACUCCGCGUGGACAGAACCCACAAGUCAGAAAGCGGACGCGUGGUCCGCCGCUUCCAAAAACACCAACGUCACCACCAAUGACCGUAAGACCGAAAACUGGGCGAACAAAUCCGACAACUGGGCAAACAAAUCAGAUAAUUGGGCGACCGACUGGUCCAUCGAUCAGAACAAGAACUUGAACGAGACGUGGCCGAACACGCGCCCGGCCAAAACAGAGACGUCGCCGAGGCCGGUCAAGUACGCCAAAUCGCUCGUCAACACGAUAGGUGGCAUCGGCCGGAGCAGGCAGAAGGAGAAGAAAGCCAAGGAGGCGAAGGAGGCAAAGGAGUUGCGCGCGUCGGCGGAGGCGCUGCCGUCGGAGGAGACGCAGUGGGCCUGGGCCGCCGCCGAGUCGCGCCUGCAGCGCGCCGCCGAGCAGCAGCGCCGCCGCGAGGACGCCGAGCUGCAGCUCGCGCUCGCCAUCUCACGCCAGGACAAGUGA